Molecule: messenger RNA, 912 nt
Organism: Lactuca virosa
Lineage: Eukaryota; Viridiplantae; Streptophyta; Magnoliopsida; Asterales; Asteraceae
Source: the annotation of a GenBank genome assembly
AUGAUGAAGGCGUCAGUGCGUCCGAUAUUCAGCGCUGUGUUUCUCAUUGCCGCCACCGCCACUCUCUGCUUUCGAAUCAUGGUUUCCAGCGGCGGCGGUGGUGGGGAAUUCUUCUCCCGGAACUACGUCGGGGAAGCUCAGAAGCCUGCACCGGUCUUUAAUGAGACAUUGUUAAGGUUUGCUAUGAUCGACCUAGCUGAAGAUUCAUUGAGACAAGAUGUCGAACAGUUGGUGGACGGUAAUUUCCGAACCAUGGAUGGUAGUCGCCAACGUUCGUUUCUAUGGUCAGGCCGCCACCGUAUAGAUAUUCGAGCUAGGUCUGCAAGGGGUGUCCCUGUACUUCUCCGGUCACCGGAGUUUUACAGGCUCUGGUUGGAUUUCCGGCGAUAUUUGCAAACCUGGUGGCGCAACCGCCGUUUCCAGACUGAUGUAAUGUCAGAUAUGGUAAAUACAGUAAAGAUUCUCAACACCGGUGUAAAUGCAACUGCUCGGAAGUCAGGAUUGAAGUACAAAACUUGUGCUGUAGUGGGUAACAGUGGGAUCUUGCUGAAAUCCGAUCUUGGUAGCUUAAUCGAUAGUCAUGAUUUUGUCAUCCGAUUAAACAACGCAAGAACAGGUGGAUUCGAACGCAAUGUAGGUUCCAAAACCAGUCUUUCUUUCGUCAACAGCAACAUCCUGCACUUAUGUGCUCGAAGAGAAGGUUGUUUUUGUCACCCAUAUGGAGAAAAAGUCCCGAUCAUGAUGUACAUGUGUCAGAUGAUCCAUUUUCUUGAUUACGUUGUCUGUAACUCCUCCCACAAAUCACCAUUAAUGAUCACAGACCCACGAUUUGACAUCUUAUGUGCAAGAAUCGUGAAGUAUUAUUCAGCUUCAAGGUAUGCAAGCUGUUAUGUUAGCUGUGGGGAUCUGUGA